Biomphalaria glabrata is the source of this 1769-nucleotide messenger RNA. RefSeq lists its product as uncharacterized. The transcript is spliced from 4 exons. NCBI's taxonomy places the organism in Eukaryota, Metazoa, Mollusca, Gastropoda, Planorbidae. The record is from RefSeq and is a predicted model, not a curated record. Bases 156 to 896 code for a protein of 246 amino acids.
UUCAUUGGCUCUUCGAUUUUUUUAACCUCGGUAUUGUGUCCCUUAGUAACCAAAAUAAAGACAGUGAAAGGCUACUACUUUCACUUACGGAACACCAAGGAUUAUGUAUAUUUAAAACUCUUUUUAUAUAAUGACAGCCUUCAACCGUUAGUGUAAUGGCUAAAGUUUCCACCAAUAACGUUGGGAGUUGGUUUCCAACAGGAUAUUAUGGGCACUAUCGAAGCAGAGUUCGGACAGAUUUUUUAAAUGAAUAUAGACAGUUAGCUAAGCCACAGCCACCCAAUCGAUUUAUUCAUCGUGCCUCUCAACCUGUAACAGCACAUGCGUUCUCACUCCAUGACAAUAAGAAUGCAUCAAUUGUAGAUGCCUCCUACUUUGAACAAGGCUUGGGCAGAAGAAGACUUCCAGAAAAGUCUGGGGGUUUUGAUCCUACAUUUAUAGCAUGGUGCCCUAAUAAGAUAAAUAUGAAAGCAGGAAGGCCUUUGACAUCUACAUAUAGACAUGAUUUUCGCUUGGAGGAAAGCAAUUUUCAAAUGCUUGUCAAACGGCCAAAAACUUCCUUUGAUGGUCCACCAACAACCACCUAUCGCACAGUGCAUGGGGCUGAUGCUCCCAAUCGAGACUUAAUUAAUGCAAUGAACAAUGAAGCAUUAAUGCUCACUACACAGCACAGGCAGAGGCAGGCUAGAUUGAGAAAAUCUGAUUACAGGGAGAGUGUGGCAUCUUGUCUGUCUUGGUAUCGUCCUAAAGUUCCUGCUGCCACCUUGUACACAAACUACACCGAUAUUGAUCUCAGGCCAGUCCAGCAGGCAAACACUUGCCCUAUUUCAGCAGGUAGCACCGUUGAAAAUCAAGACACCUCUUCCCCUCUUGAAACUGGAGCUGUUGUAAAUUAACUAUUUUAAUGACUCAUCUGAAAGUAAAGCCCACAGCAUUACCAAAUGAAUUCAUACCAUCCCUUACUUUUCAUCUGAUAAUCAAAGUAUGUCGGCAAUAUAUCUAAAGAAGGUGUUUUUUUUUUAAAAAGAAAAUGUUUAAUUUUUUAGAAAAGUAACUGUAAAAAAAUGAACUGUCUACAGGGGUGUACUGGGUAUCAAAAUCGGCAAAGGCAUUUCUAUACCAUCCGGCCCAUAAAUUGUAUAUUAAAUUUAUAUGAUGGACAUCCAAUUCUACCCUGUCUUCAAAAUCAUUAUUUUAAGUUUGAUUAUUAAUAGCUGUACACAUGCAUACAGUGAACACUAUAUCCUUAUAAGGAAUUUAGGCCUUAUGUUGCUUUUUAAUCGCAAAGUGUGUAGGCCCUAAAAGGAUGAAGCCUUUUAGUAGCUACGUCUACGCUACGGAUGUAGGUUAUUACAUUAUUUUGGAAAAUGAGUUAGAUUAAAUUAGUAGGCCCAGUAGUGUCUGAAAUAUAUUUUUUUAAAUAUGUCGCUUAGAUGGCCCCUUUUGUAAGAGAAUACUAUAAAAGCUUUAACAAUUUAAUACAUACCAUAGUGGCAUCUGUGCAGCUCUUAUCUUUAGGUAAAGAAAUGAAAUCAAAUACCAUUACUACCAGCUGAUUAAAAUGUUAUAUAUAAAUUAAAUUACACCAAAUAUUUAUUGUUGCUCUCUCUAUAUCUCUAUAUAUUUAUAGACUACAAUUUGUUUUUAAUUCAUUCAUCAGAAACUAGUGAAUAAAUUAUUGUUAAUAUUAGUAGUUUUGAAUUAGGUAAUGUACUAGUCUUUAUGUUGCUAUUUCAUACUCUCACAAAAAUAAACUUAAGCUCAAGCAA